Molecule: messenger RNA, 5354 nt
Organism: Hirundo rustica (Barn swallow)
Lineage: Eukaryota; Metazoa; Chordata; Aves; Passeriformes; Hirundinidae
Gene: PHKA1
Product: phosphorylase kinase regulatory subunit alpha 1
Exons: 32
Coding region: 52-4068 (1338 amino acids)
Biological process (GO): glycogen metabolic process
Cellular component (GO): phosphorylase kinase complex
Molecular function (GO): calmodulin binding
Source: RefSeq, a predicted model, not a curated record
CCGUGCCGUCCCGCCAGUGCCAGUGCCCAUUUCGGUCCAGUUGCCGCCGUCAUGAGGAGCCGGAGCAACUCGGGCGUGCGUCUGGACGGCUACGGGCGCCUGGUGCAGCAGACCAUCCUUCGCCACCAGGACGCGGUAACGGGGCUGCUCCCCGCCAGCGCCGAUCACCCGGACGCCUGGGUCCGGGACAACGUGUACAGCAUCCUGGCGGUGUGGGGUCUUGGCCUGGCCUACCGCAAGAAUGCCGACCGCGACGAGGACAAGGCCAAGGCCUACGAGCUGGAGCAGAGUGUGGUGAAGCUGAUGCGGGGUCUACUCCAGUGCAUGAUGAGACAGGUGGACAAGGUAGAGGCCUUCAAGUACAGUCAAAGCACCAGGGAUUGCCUGCAUGCCAAGUAUAACACCCACACCUGUGCCACCGUGGUAGGAGACCACGAAUGGGGUCACCUACAGAUGGAUGCUACCUCCCUCUACCUCCUCAUGCUUGCACAAAUGACGGCCUCAGGUCUCCACAUAAUUCACAGCUUGGAUGAAGUCAACUUUAUCCAGAACCUUGUGUUCUACAUUGAAGCUGCCUACAAAACUGCGGACUUUGGCAUUUGGGAGCGUGGAGACAAGACAAACCAGGGCAUCACUGAGUUGAAUGCCAGUUCUGUCGGCAUGGCCAAGGCUGCCCUGGAGGCACUGGAUGAGCUGGAUCUCUUUGGAGCCAAGGGAGGACCACAGUCGGUGAUACGGGUGCUGUCAGAUGAGGUGCAGCACUGCCAGUCCAUCCUCCACUCAAUGCUGCCCAGGGCCUCCACAUCCAAGGAGGUGGAUGCCAGUGUUCUCUCUGUCAUCUCCUACCCAGCAUUUGCCGUGGAGGACAGGGAGCUGGUGGAAAUCACCAAGCAGGAGAUUAUCACCAAGCUGCAGGGGCGCUAUGGCUGCUGCCGCUUCCUCCGGGAUGGGUACAGGACUCCCAAAGAGGACCCUAAACGCCUCUACUACGAACCUGCUGAGCUGAAGCUGUUUGAGAACAUUGAGUGUGAGUGGCCUCUCUUCUGGACAUACUUGAUGAUUGAUGGGAUUUUCAGUGGAAAUACUGAGCAGGUGCAGGAAUACCGGGAAGCCCUUGAGGGGGUUCUCAUCAAGGGGAAGAAUGGGGUACGCCUGCUGCCAGAGCUGUACAGUGUCCCAGCAGAUAAGGUGGAUGAAGAAUACAGGAAUCCACACACUGUGGACAGGAUACCCAUGGGCAAGCUGCCACACAUGUGGGGACAGUCCCUCUACAUCCUGGGUUGUCUGAUGGCUGAGGGGUUUUUAGCUCCCGGUGAAAUAGAUCCCCUCAACCGCCGUUUUGCGACUGUCCCUAAACCUGAUGUGGUGGUCCAAGUGUGUAUCCUGGCUGAAACAGAGGGAAUCAAGGCAAUCCUGCAGAAGGAGGGUGUUGAUGUGGAGACUGUGGCAGACGUCUACCCCAUCAGAGUGCAGCCUGCUCGCAUCCUCAGCCACAUCUAUGCCCGCCUGGGCCGCAACAAGCAGAUGUGCCUUACUGGACGGCCCUACCGGCAUAUGGGUGUCCUUGGGACCUCCAAGCUCUACAAAAUCAGGAGGAGCAUCUUUACCUUUACCCCACAGUUCAUAGACCAGCAGCAGUUCUACCUGGCUCUUGACAACAAGAUGAUUGUGGAGAUGCUGAGGACGGACCUCUCAUACCUGUGCAGCCGCUGGAGGAUGACUGGGAGACCAACCAUCACCUUCCCCAUCUCCCACACCAUGCUCGAUGAAACCAGCAGCAGUGUCCAUCCCACGGUGUUGGCGAUGCUGCAGAAGCUGCAGGAUGGGUAUUUUGGUGGUGCAAGAAUUCAGACCGGUAAAUUGUCGGAGUUCCUGACAACGUCAUGCCGAACGCACCUCAGCUUUAUGGACCCUGGGCCUGAGGGUAAGGUCUUUGCCAAGAGUUACAGGCUCAGCAGUGACAGUUUUGAGAAGCUAGAUGCCGAGGAGUGGCUGCAUGGCUUGCAGGUAGCAGAGGAUGAGGACACUGAUGAUGAGGUUGCUCAGUAUCUGGAUCACCUGCUGCAGCGCACUACUCCCCAGUCAAACCUGCCUCCCACCACCCAGCGGGGAGGGCUGAGCCGCUUCCGGGCUGCUGUCCACACCACCCGUGACCUCAUGUCCUUGGCAUCCAAGGCCAAGGACCUGCAUGUCCAGAAUGUUGGGAUGUAUGUUCCCAGCAGGAUCUUCCAGGCAUCACAGCAGUCGGUGAAGUUGCUGAGUGCACCCCACCAGCAUGACUUGGGUGGCAAGGGUGCUGGUGGUGCUAAUCAGCAGCAAGGGUCUCCCUUCCCCCAGAGCCAUGUGCCCUACGCAGAGAUGAACUUGCCACGUGAUGAGGAUGGCAACGUGGACUGCAAAGCACUGGUGGACCAGUUGUGCAUCUGCCCCACACUGCAGGAGCAAGCAGACAUCCUUUACAUGCUCCACAUCCUCAAGGGACCCGAGUGGCACACGGGGCUUGAUAGUGAGCCUGGCCCCACCGUCAAGGAACUCCUCACUGAGCUGUAUGUGCGGGUGGGAGAGACACGCCAGUGGGCCCUGAUCCGCUACAUCUCUGGCAUCCUCAAGAAGAAAGUUGAAGCUCUGGAUGAGGCCUGUACUGACCUCCUGUCUCACCAGAAACACUUGACAGUGGGGCUGCCCCCCGAGCCACGUGAGAAGACAAUCUCCACCCCAAUCCCCUAUGAGGAACUUGUUCGCCUUAUUGAUGAAGCCAGUGAGAAGAACCUUAGUGUGUCCAUCCUCACCCAGGAGAUCAUGGUGUACUUGGCCAUGUACAUACGCACACAGCCUGCACUGUUCGCUGAGAUGUUCCGCAUCCGCAUUGGGCUCAUCAUCCAGGUGAUGGCAACAGAGCUGGCACACUCCCUGCGUUGUUCAGCUGGAGAAGCCACGGAGAACCUGAUGAAUCUCAGCCCAUCAGACAUGAAGAGCCUCCUCUACCACAUCCUCUCUGGCAAGGAGUUUGGGGUGGAAAGGAGCGUGCGUUCAGUGGACUCAUCACUCACCACUGCUGUCUCCAUCUGUGACAUGGGAGCUGUUGGGACCACCAGGCCUGAGCGCACUGGCCUCGUCAGGCUGAAAAGUGAAAUCAAACAGCAAUUGGAUAAACGUAGGCAGUCUCUGCCUGGGAGUAAGCCCCUCAGUUUGCAGUCCCGGGACACUGACGUCAAGUUUUCUCUGGUAACCUGUGUUCAUUGGCUGCACAUGGGGUCUGUCCUGUUUGUGGUUGCAGGAAGGAGCUGUGCUCUGGGGCUGCUACAGGGAGUUGGGGCUGUAAAGCGGGCUUUGCUGGGGGCAGGGGGUGGCAGCUCUGUCUUGGGAAUGAUGCUGGAGAACCACAAACUCUUGAGCAGUAGCAAGCUGUGUUCCUGUGGGAUAUUUAACUUUGCAGCAGUCUCUGUGGUUCUUGUCUUGUCUGCCCAGUCUGCUGGGCACACAGAGCUGCUGGGCAAGGACUCCUUUUCAAGCAUGCUAGAAGACCAGAGCAGUAAGGACAACCGGCAGGGCCAGUGGCAGCGGAGGCGCCGGCUGGAUGGGGCCCUUAACCGUGUCCCUGUGGGCUUCUACCAGAAGGUCUGGAAGGUCCUGCAGAAGUGCCAUGGCCUCUCUGUGGAGGGCUUUGUUCUUCCCUCCUCAACAACCAGAGAGAUGACCCCAGGGGAAAUGAAGUUUGCUGUGCAUGUGGAAACUGUCCUCAACCGUGUGCCCCAGCCAGAGUACAGGCAGCUGCUGGUGGAAGCUAUCUUAGUUCUCACCAUGCUGGUGGACAUGGAGGUGCACACCAUUGGUGGCAUCAUAGCUGUGGAAAAGAUCUUGCACAUAGCCAAUGACCUCUUCUAUGAGGAACAGAAAGCCCUGGGCGCUGAUGAGCGUAUGCUGGAGAGGGAUCCUUCGACAGGCAUCUGCAGCCUGCUGUAUGACAGUGCACCGAGCGGCCGGUUUGGCACCAUGACCUAUCUGUCCAAGUCGGUGGCCUUGUACGUGUAUGACUUUCUGCCCACAGAUGGCUGCUCCAUGCAGUAGCCCUUGCAGUUCCUCACUGGGUUGUAGGUGCUCUGGGAUGGUUGUUUCAUACAUCUUGCAAAGAUGAACACUAGGUUAGUUUGCAAGGCAGCCUGCGUGGCCAUCUCUCCUCCCAGCCCUGGCCUCCUGGUGGGUGAGCAGUCCUCUCAGGAACUCCACAGGAGGCACAUGUCCUAAACUGACCUGGGCCUCUGUGGCCUGCGGAGCAAGGGAAAGGCUUAGCUUUGAAGCAUGCUUGUGUUAGAAAGUUCUGUCUGCAUGACUCCUCCUGAACCAUCACCCCUGGAAAGACCUCUGAGGAAGUUGGAAAGGGCUCCCCUGACCAGACCUGUGUGCUCAGCAUUACAAUGCUUUCUGACCAGCUCACACUCUCCCUGCCUUCAGCAGGUUUGCAGUUUUUAACUUCUGUGCCUUUUUUUUUAUUCCAAAUCUGCAGGAUUUAUGCUAGUGUAGGCUGAGGCUCUUGCUCUUCCUGUUGCUGAUGGAAAAGUUUUGCUAGAGGAAUAGGGGAUGGUGCCUGAGCCUUUCUCCCAGCUCAUGCAAAAUCAGUACAGUCCAGCCCAGCAAUAGCUACGUUGCUUUGGAAGCAGGCAGUCCAUCAUCCUCCCUGGGCGUCCUGUGUGCAGAGCUGGGGAGGUUGUGGUAGCCAGGAUCCCUUUUACCUCCAAGCUGCUAGUACAGGGCUUCUGGCUGGCUGGGACACCUCUAUCCCUAGCAAUGGUACUCGUGGCCAAGUCACAGGCUCCUGAGUUCUCGUGCCCUGCGAAGCAGCUCUGAGCUGGCUACUUGGAGUUACCUGUGCAAUCAAAACCAAGAUUUUAAUACUCAUCUUUGGCUUCUGCCCCAUCUCUGACAGCCUGGCACCGAGACGGUGGGGACAUAGUGGAUCCCUGCUCUAAUCUAUCCUGCAGGUCAGCCCCCACUCAGGAUGGUGUGGUUGGACUGAUGAGGAUCAGGCACACACGCCACAAAGUGGUGGAGGACAUGGGGUUCCCUUUUGGCUCCCUAGUUUGCCUCCCUAAGACUUCAGUACACUCAGCACAUUAAGCAGCAGGCCAAGAACCCUCACUCACACUCCCUGACCUUGUAAUGUCCCACAACUUGUCACAGGCCAGCCAGCCUGAUAUCAUCUAUGUCCCCCUCCAAGACUGGUUUACAGCUGUCAGUGAGCAAGCUCUGAGCAAAAAUCCCCUUCCUCUUUGGGAAAGGUUGAUCCCAUCUAAGUAUUGUUAAAAAAGUAUUAAAAAAAAUGAAAUUGUGACAGUGACAUCAGCCACCAAGCCAUA